Calypte anna (Anna's hummingbird) is the source of this 3383-nucleotide messenger RNA. RefSeq names its product centrosomal protein 120 (gene CEP120). The coding region runs from base 138 to 3206 and encodes 1022 amino acids. The record is from RefSeq and is a predicted model, not a curated record. Gene Ontology annotation, biological process: centrosome cycle; interkinetic nuclear migration; positive regulation of centriole elongation. The transcript is spliced from 21 exons. NCBI's taxonomy places the organism in Eukaryota, Metazoa, Chordata, Aves, Apodiformes, Trochilidae. Gene Ontology annotation, cellular component: centrosome; centriole.
GGCAAACGGGGUGCGGGUGGCGGCAGCAUCAGCAGGACGGUGGGGUUGGUGUGGUGGGUGUUCCGUCCUCUGCCCCGCCUAGGUAGUGGCUGCGGUUCCCGACCACGGGCCCAGCAGCCCCUGGGCAGAGCGGGGAUAUGGUCUCCAGGGUCGCCGAUCGGCUGCUGAUCGUUGUCUCCAUCCUAGAAGGGCGCUAUUUUCCGAAACGACCCAAGCACGUGCUUAUAGUUGAAGCAAAGUUUGAUGGUGAGCAGUUGUCUACUGAUCCUGUAGAGCACACUGAUGAGCCAGAAUUUGCUACAGAAUUGGCUUGGGAACUUGAUAGAAAAGCACUUCAUCAGCACAGGCUGCAGCGUACCCCUAUCAAACUCCAGUGUUUUGCACUGAAUCCUGCGUCUCUAGCUAAAGAGAAUAUAGGAUAUAUUGUGCUUGAUUUAAGGUCCGUGCAGGAAAAGAAACAGGCACCAAAAUGGUAUCCUCUGCUUAGUAACAAGUACACUAAAUUUAAACCUGAAAUACAAGUAGGUGUUGUGUUGGAGACUGAUUCAAAAGCACCGGUCGAUGGUUUUAAAGCAAAGGAGGCACCCUCUAGAGAAGCAUCUGCUCUUCUUUCUGGACUAGACCCUAAAAGUAUUGUACCAGUCUUGAAUGAAGAAGAAGGCUAUCAUCAAAUUGGACCAGUAGAGUGUUGCAGGGACUACUUUGUCUUGUCUGUAACCAUAGCAUUUGCCACACAGUUGGAACAGCUAGUUCCUAGUACUAUGAAGCUUCCUGAACGACAACCUGAGUUUUUUUUCUACUACUCAUUACUGGGAAAUGAUGUCACAAAUGAACCUUUCACUGAUUUAAUUAAUCCAAACUUUGAGCCAGAAAGAGCUUCAGUUCGAAUACGUAGUACAACUGAUGUUCUUCAAGUUUAUCUUUGUGCACAGUCAAAAUUGCAGAUCCAUCUUUGCUGUGGGGACCAGUCUCUUGGAAGCACUGAAAUACCCCUGUCUGGACUACUGCAGAAAGGAAAUGUGGAUCAGCACCCUGUGGCAAUAGAAGGAGCAUUUGUUCUUACUCCACCAAACAGAGCUAAACAGAAACUGCCCCAGUUGCCUUUGGAUAUGGCUCCUACUGUUGGGGUAUCUAUAAUUCUGCAAAGGGAGGGCUUGAGUGCUCAGCCUUUGAAUCACUUAAAUACCCCAACUGAACCUCAGAAGCCACAAGAGAAAGUUGUUUCACAUGUUAAUGAUGAGAAAACAGAAAGCUUGCAGCAGAGAUCCCAAAAUCUCCCAUCUCAAGCUGACCAUUCUUCUUCAACAAAAGAUGAAGCAACAGAAAGUGAGGUGGAAAGUCUUAAAUUAGAAAAAGGCACAAAACUAAAAAAAAAAGAGCUGGUGUCUGAGUCUUGCAUAGAGGUUGACAAACAGUAUAAUGAAGAGCUCCCAGUUUUCAAAUCACAGAGCAGACCAAAAUCACCUCUAUUGUCAGAGCUGCAAAAUACCACUGAUAAAGGUACAGUAGCUGCGUCUCAGCCCAACCCUGUGGGUGCAUCCAGUUCUUCUGAGGCUGUGUCAGCACAGAAAAUAGUUAUACCAGCAUCUUCUCACCAUUUUUGCUUUUCAAUAGACUUACGAAGUAUACGUGGUCUUGAAGUUGGUUUUCCAAUAAAUUGCAUUUUAAGGUACUCGUAUCCAUUUUUUGGCAGUGCAGCACCCAUCAUGACAAGCCCACCUGUAGAAGUCAGAAAGAACAUGGAAGUCUUUCUGCCACAAUCCUACUGUGCAUUUGACUUUGCAACUAUACCUCAUCAGCUUCAAGAUACAUUCUUCAGAUUACCUCUGCUGGUCGAAUUGUGGCACAAGGAUAAAACAGCUAAAGACUUACUUUUAGGGGUGGCAAAAAUUCAGCUUUCCAAUGUAUUGACUUCAGAAAAAACACGUUUCUUGGGUGGUAAUGGUGAACAAUGCUGGCGCCAGACUUCUUACGAAACAGUCAGUGUAACAGCAGCACAAGGGUCAGGCAACAGGAUAGCAGAGCUGUCUUAUGCUAUCACUUUGGAAGACUAUGGGCUUGUGAAAAUGCAAGAAGUUCUGGUGUCAGAUUCUUCUCAAUGCAUAGGUGCUGGUCAACAACGGCACGUCCCUCAUGCUCAGACUCACUGUGCUCCAGAAAACCGUGCAGAGCCUCGAGAAACUCUUGAAUACAAAGCAGCACUGGAGUUAGAAAUGUGGAAAGAAAUGCAAGAGGACAUUUUUGAAAACCAGCUUAAAAAGAAGGAAAUGGCCCACAUGCAAGCACUUGCAGAAGAAUGGAAGAAAAGAGAUAGGGAGAGAGAAGCAGUAGUGAAGAAAAAGGUAGCAGAAUAUACUGUUUUGGAAGAACAACUUCAGAAAACCCUGAGAGAUCUAGAUAAGCGAGAACGACAGCUUUUCAGUGCUGAGUCUGAGCUUCAAAGAGUAAAGAUGGAGUUGCAAGCAGAGCACGAACGAAGUCUGCAGGAGCUACAGGAUUCUGUCCGACGUGCGAGAGAAGAAUGUACACACCAAGUUGAGCUAGAAAGAUCAAAAAUCAAACAGAUGGAAGAAGACAAGCUUCGCUUACAGCAGCAGCUUUAUGAAGCAGAAAAUAAGCAUAGAAUUUUGGAGAAGGAGUUCCAGCAAUACAAAGAACAGCAAAAUAGCAAACCAGAAAUCCAGCUACAAUCAGAAAUAAAUCUUCUCACACUGGAAAAGGUUGAACUUGAAAGAAAGUUAGAGUCAGCUACCAAGUCAAAGCUCCAUUACAAACAACAAUGGACAAGGGCUUUGAAGGAACUUGCAAGGUUAAAACAGCGUGAACAAGAAAACGCAAUGGCUCACCUUAAAAAACAGCAGCAAGAGCUGGAGCACAUGAGGUUGCGCUAUUUGGCAGCAGAAGAAAAAGAGCUGGGGAAAACAGACCGGCAGGAGCUGGAGGAUAUUAGAAAUGAACUUAAUAGGCUAAAGCAACAAGAAGAAGAGAGAAAGCAAUUGCAAAAUGCUAGAGGUGAUUCUACUGGGAGAGUGGAUAGUCUUCAUUCUGGAAAACUAACUGAGAACGUGGAUGAUUAUCUCUCUCGUCUGAUAGAAGAGAGGGAUACCUUGUUAAGAACAGGAGUAUAUAAUCAUGAAGACCAUAUUGUAAGUGAACUUGAUCGUCAAAUCAGAGAAGCUAUUGUAAAAAGGAACAUCACUAAAUAGAAUCAUAGGAAAAGUUCUUAAAGAAGAGCCAAAAUUUGAAAAGAUUAGAUGAUUUUAAUAAAUCUGUACCACUUUGCAAAUUAUUGAAGGUCAUGCUUAAAUUUGCACAUUAGUGUUAGCUUGUUUUGAAUGCAAUGUAAAUAUUUGCAACGUGUGAAAUUGCAGUUGUAAAUUUUC